AUGGAAGGGUUGAGACGAGAGGGAAGUUUUCGGUAUUUAGUGCCGUCACAGACCAUCACUGUCGACGGUACCAACGUCCCCAAUCCGGCCUAUCCGCCAUGGAGGCGUCAAGAUCGACUACUGUAUAGCGCCUUAAUUGGCGUGAAGGGUACCAAAACUAUUAGCGAGUAUCUCCGCAUCAUCAAAGGGAAAGCGGAUGAUCUCGCCUUGCUGGGAAAGCCCAUUGAUCCGGAGGAUCUCACCGAACAGAUUUUGGCUGGUUUAUCUGAUGAUUACAAGCCUGAAAUCGAUGAUGUCAAUGCAGAUAUACCCCUGUCUCCUUUUUUGAGCUUCAUGAAAGGCUACUUAAGCGAGAAGCAAUGA
Microthlaspi erraticum is the source of this 363-nucleotide messenger RNA. NCBI's taxonomy places the organism in Eukaryota, Viridiplantae, Streptophyta, Magnoliopsida, Brassicales, Brassicaceae. The record is from the annotation of a GenBank genome assembly.